AAGGAAAAGUUCUUUAAAAUAAUGGAUAUUAGCUGUAUCCAAUCACAAUGACCGGUUUCACCAACAGGGAGGAGAUUCUGCUCGUCAGCCACUAGCAUCAGAGAAGGUGGAGCUUGGUGUUCAGGUUUGGUUGCUUUGGGUACAGCUUCAAGUGAAGUUAAUCUGAGGUGAAGCAAACAGAAAAUUGUGGAGGUUUUGUUGGUGUGCAACAGAGGAACAUGGCUCAAGAAACUAAUCACAGCCAAGUGCCUAUGCUUUGUUCCACUGGCUGCGGAUUUUACGGAAACCCUCGUACAAACGGCAUGUGUUCAGUGUGCUACAAAGAACAUCUUCAACGACAGAAUAGUAGUAACGAUAGAAUAAGCCCACCUGACAAGGUGUGGGACUGCCCAGAGCACAGAGUCACUAACGCGAAAUGUGGUGCCGUUGCAGCGACCUCCGUCAGUAGUCUGUCCGAGUCCCUCCCAGUCCCGUGCACAGACGGCGGCGUCCCGGAGGCGCAGUCAGCGCUAGACUCCACAUCUCCAUCCGUGCAGCCAAGUCCUGUAUCAAAUCAGUCACUUUUAUCAGAAUCUGUAGCAUCUUCCCAAGUGGACAGCACAUCUGCGGACAAAGCGAUACCUGAAACAGAAGACCUGCAAGCUUCAGUCUCAGACACGGCACAGCCGCCAUCUGAAGAGCAAAGCAAGUCUCUUGAAAAACCAAAACAGAAAAAGAAUCGCUGUUUCUUGUGCAGGAAGAAAGUGGGACUGACUGGGUUUGAAUGCCGGUGUGGAAAUGUUUACUGUGGUGUACACCGUUACUCAGAUGUACACAAUUGCUCUUACAAUUACAAAGCCGAUGCUGCUGAGAAAAUCAGAAAAGAAAAUCCAGUAGUUGUUGGUGAAAAGAUCCAGAAGAUUUGAACUCCUGCUGGAAUACAAAAUCCUUUGACCAUCUGCAAACUAAAAAUUGACUUGAGGUUUUUUUUUCCUAGUCAUUGGGAAUGUAGAGCAUUGUAUCUUGCAUAGACCUUUUAAUCAUGCAUGUCAUCAGAAGAAUAGAUUUUUGUUUUUGUUUUGAAAAUGACUCUGAACAUUUAUUUCCAUUGCAGUUUCUGUGGCUAAAAAGACUUAAGUAAACUUUACAAGUAUUAUCCUUUUAAGAUCAUUUUAAUUUUAGUUGAGUGCAGAGGGCUUUUAUAACAAACAGGGAGAAAUUUUGGAGGGCUGUGAUUUUUCCAGUAUUAAACAUGCAUGCGUUAAUCUUGCAGUUUAUUUUCUCAUUGUGUGUAUAUAUAGCUUUUCUCUGCAGCACGAUCUCUCUUUGGAUAAUGCCCUCUAGGGCGCAGCUAGUUAGCAGUAACUGAAUGUAUCUUAAUCACUAUGGCUGCUUCUGUUUUUUCAUUAACAAAGGUUAUACAUAUGUUAGCACAUAGUUUCUUUGCACCCACUAUUUAUGUCUGAAUCAUUUGUCACAGGAGAGAGUGUGCUGAUGAGAUUCUAAGUUUGUGUGUUUUUAAUUUUUUUUUUUUUUGAGCAAGGGAAGGAAAAGCUGUAUGCAUUUCAUUGCUGACUGCAGGUUUCUUUCAGGUUCAUCUGUCUGUGUGUACGAUAUGAAGAAUGAUCUGAAGUAAUUGUGCUGUAUUUAUGUUUAUCCACCAGUCUUUGAUUAAAUAAAAAUGAAAACCUUAACAAUC
Phyllostomus discolor (pale spear-nosed bat) is the source of this 1678-nucleotide messenger RNA. It is a transcript of the gene ZFAND6, whose product is annotated as zinc finger AN1-type containing 6. The record is from RefSeq and is a predicted model, not a curated record. Gene Ontology annotation, molecular function: zinc ion binding; DNA binding; polyubiquitin modification-dependent protein binding. Gene Ontology annotation, biological process: protein targeting to peroxisome. The coding region runs from base 219 to 905 and encodes 228 amino acids. The transcript has 6 exons. NCBI's taxonomy places the organism in Eukaryota, Metazoa, Chordata, Mammalia, Chiroptera, Phyllostomidae.